AGUUAGGGUUAGGAGGUAACGUUAUGGUUUUAAGAAUGGCGUGCACAAUCGAUUUCAGAUGCCUGGACGAAGGAUUUGGAGGCAAAACACACAAGAGAAAAAGAUCUAAGCAAGCCGAAGAAGAGCUCAAUCGAUCCAUCCAAUCUCAAAACAACAACAAAGACGAUGCCUCCAUGGAAGUGGAAGAAGAAGAAGAAGAAGAAGAAGAAGAAGGGACACAGUCAAAAAGACAAGCAGUGUCAUCUUCAGAUAACCCAGACAAGUCGGUGGUGUUUGGAAAGCCUACAUACGAUGGAGUAAUAGCAGGGAAGGUAUCAGGGAGGAAGUGGAAGCAGCCGAGGACACACAGAGCGUCGACAGUGUACGUGACUAGGAAGAGCACCACGUACGAGCAGAGGAUGAAGCAGAAGAAGAUCAAGAGGGCAUACACCGAGAGGAUAACGGAGCUCAAGGAGGAGAUCAGGCACAACAAGGUGGAGAAGAGGAAGAAGCGACAGGAGAGGGACAACAGGAAGCAAGACAACAUUCUCAGAUCUGGGACCAAGUUGCAGAAGAUAACUAAUCCCAAGACGCUCAAGAAGAUUGCCAAAUCUAAGCACAAGAAGCUCCUCAAGGUUGUCCCUGACGAUCUUCUCAACAACAACAACAAUAAGAAGAAGGAUUAAUUUUUUGUUU
Camellia sinensis is the source of this 675-nucleotide messenger RNA. RefSeq lists its product as uncharacterized. The record is from RefSeq and is a predicted model, not a curated record. Lineage: Eukaryota; Viridiplantae; Streptophyta; Magnoliopsida; Ericales; Theaceae. Gene Ontology annotation, cellular component: nucleolus.